Messenger RNA from Hippocampus comes (tiger tail seahorse), 1519 nucleotides. It is a transcript of the gene stxbp6l, whose product is annotated as syntaxin binding protein 6 (amisyn), like. The record is from RefSeq and is a predicted model, not a curated record. Bases 211 to 1026 code for a protein of 271 amino acids. The transcript has 8 exons. Lineage: Eukaryota; Metazoa; Chordata; Actinopteri; Syngnathiformes; Syngnathidae.
UCCCCUAAUGGGACAGACUGUGAUUUGUGUGUGCCUUCACUGCAAGGCACACCACUCGGUGUGCCGCCAGGGUAUAAAUUCAUGACGGCUAAAUUACCUAGUAGUUAAUCUAACAGGAAACUAACGUCACUUUCAACUAACAGGAAGAACUUGGUGCACUUUUGAUCUUCGAGAGAAAGAACCGGGGGAGGUUUAGGUCUAACAUCAACAAUGAAUAUUCAGUCUACAAUCAACAAAGAAGUCUUCAUCCCUCGUAAUGAGCGGAUGCUGGUGGCAGUGGAGGUACAGAGGAGAAAAAAGAAGAGAAUGUCUUUCCUUUCCCCUGGAUCCAAAGGAGACUAUGCAACAUUCAUUUGUGUUUCAGUGACCAACACAAGGCCGCACCAGCUCCUCAUUUCAAAGGUGAAGCAGUUUAGCGGUUCCUUGGCCUUCACAAGGACAUCACAGUGGGCGGUGGAGCAGCUACGACAGGUCAAUGGCAUUAACCCCAACAAGGACAGCCCCGAAUUUGACUUGGUGUUUGUCAAUGCUGUGGAUCAGUGGGUGGCCAGCUCAGCGGCAGAAAAGUGCAUCCUUGUCCAGAUUCUAUAUCGUGCCUGCCAGACCUACUGGGCGGGAAAGGCGGGAAGUCUUGUCAAGGCGGGUCGGCGGGUUUCCCACCAGGAUGGGGGGGCUGGUCCGAUGGAUUCCCCACCGGGGCCUUCAUCCGGAACAGUAAAAGCACGACGGAAAAGCUAUGUUGCACCCAGACCACCGGAGUUCAUCAACUGCUCAUCCAAACUUACAGGAGAUUCUUCCUCAAUGAAUCUGUUCCUCUACCGCUGCAAAGCAUUCUUUUAUCAUAUGAAGAAGAAGAUGGUUGCAAACCAAAGGAGCCCGGAGAAUAGAGUCCAUCAGAUGAAAGUGGCUCUGGGAGAGCGUGGGCACAAACUGUCUGCGGCUGAAGACAAGACAGUCGGGCUGGUGCACACAGCCCAGCAGCUUGCAGACAUUGCUCACAAGAUGGCCCUGAAAUAUGCAAAAUAGCAUCUGACCGGGCUCCUCCAGGAUGCCACUUGGUUCGUGUGUUCAUGAUUACAUCUUUUAAUGCAUGUUUAUACUUAAAACACAAGACUAUGGUGCUUAUACUGUCGACAUAUAUACAUUAAAUCUGUUGCCAGCCAUCAGAUGAACCUUGUUUUGGUCAGUCGUGUUUGCAUUGAAAGCACCUAACGCAAAUGUCUGCAUGUUGUUGUCCCAACUCAUGGUUAUGUGUUGCUGUAAAAUUGGAUUGUGUCUGCAUUGUCUUUGUCCGUGUUCUUUGAACACAAAUUCAUCAGUCUUGUUCGCUUAGUCUUCGUGUUUAUGUGUCUUACAAUAUGUGUCGCUUAUGAGAAUGGAAGAAAGAACGUUCAGGUAUGUUGAAUUAGAGGUCCAAUUGGAAGAUGAGCAAGUGUGGAAAGUCAGUGUUCAAAGUUCAGAAGUUGAAUGUGUUAAAAAAAAAAAAAAAAAAUUAUGUUUUACUUUUUGAACAUACUGG